Molecule: messenger RNA, 12920 nt
Organism: Porites evermanni
Lineage: Eukaryota; Metazoa; Cnidaria; Anthozoa; Scleractinia; Poritidae
Source: the annotation of a GenBank genome assembly
AUGUCACAGUCCAGACUGAGGACGUCAUCACUGACUGCUUCGAGCACAAGUCUGCUUCCAAUGAUUUCAUCACACGGAUUAACAUCAGCAUUUCCAAGUCAGCGGCAGACCACGGUUGAGAGCACUAGUCAACCUCCACCCACCCUCGCUCCUUCUGAGUGUCGCCCUGGAGACUGUGAGAAUAAUGGAACUUGCAUUGUGCCAGGCUAUUACUGCAGAUGUCUUAAGUAUUAUGUGUGGCACCGCUGUUCCGUCUACGUUGGUAAGUGUGUUAGCAACGACCAAGAGAGAAUAAACAGACAGACAGGGAAACGCCUUGUCUAGCCCUUGGGAUAUGUGAAUUUCGCAAAAGUUAUUUUUAGACCCGUUAGACGCUAGAAAUUAAACGCAAGUUCGUUUUAUUCAGUGUUGAAAAAAAAUUCAACGGUUGACAUUUCAAUAUUUUGCAUUGUUUGAUGAGGCAGACGUGCUUUGACUUAAUGGCGUUUCAAACAAUCGAUAAAAAUGUGCAUACGUCUCCGGAAUUACACACUCGUUUAAUUACAACCUCUAAAAAUAACUUUACUAAAAUUCCCAUAUCCCGGCUAACGCCCUAAGAUUCCCUCUCUGUCCCAUUAUUUACUCUUGCAAUGACGAAUAAUAACAAUUUUAGUUCUACUUACAGAAAAAUUCGUUGUUAAGUUGUCCCACUUUAGUCUUUUUCUAUGAAACUUACGUCCAGAAAUUCAAGAAACCUCGGAAUGUGGGAGCAUCAUAUUAGACACAGACAUUUCUUGUACACAGAAUAGGCGAUUCAGUUCCGAGUUUCAAAAACUCUCCCUCCUUUCACAACGAGGCUAAGCGUUAAACCUUUCUGGUAAAAGUGAGUUUAUUUGCAUGAGAAUUAAAAAUCAUUUUCAUUUCAGUAGCUUCGCACUUAGCCUCCCAUUGAAACAGAUCGUUAGGGUAACUCGGAGACCUAUUGCUUGCCUUUAAGUAAGGAUAAGGGUUAGGAGACACUUCGUGAUUUCUAUCAUACAGAGCAUGAAUCACAUUAAGAUGUUAUUGAUACUUCUAUAAAUAGUAAGGUCUCUUUAACUUUUCAAACAAUCCAACGCAUAAAUAUUUAUUGUCCAUGGGAGGCAGCGUGGCCGAGUGGUCAGCGCGUCGGACUCGCAAUCCGGCGGUCCCGGGUUCGAGUCCCGCUCUGGCGUGAACGACCUAAACACGAGCCAGCAGGGCUCAAGUUUAAGAGCCGGUACGAACAUUUAUCGCAACUGGUUGCCUUCUGCCAGUUGGGGUUUUUAAUCCUGUUAUGUUGUAUUUGAAUUAUUUGUUUCUAAUUAUUUAUUUCUAAAUAUUCGAGUGGAGUGCCUGUAAAUUAGCUGACUAGCUAAGUGCACCUUCCACUAUAAACAUGCCUUUAACCUUUUUUUUAACCUUCCAGAGACAGUAUAGUUAAUUUGAGUUGCAAUAAUACUAAACCGUUUUCUAUCUUUACCGCUUUUUAAUAACGUUUGUUUUUUUGUUUGUUUCUUUUGCAAUUUAGGGGCAAAAGCUGUGGAAAUAGAGUUAUCUUUUCAGAUAGAGGUACCGUUGGGCUAAACAAAAUAUCCGUUAGAAUCGUUAAAAUAAAAAAAAUUAACAGCGAUCCAAACUGAAAUAUCUUUUUAUUGCGUUUGAGGCCUUGGGUUUGAAAGGACAGUGUAAGGCGAUCAUUUGUCUCGCAAAAUAGUCUGUUCAACGUCUUAUCUUUUCCCUCGUUCCCUACAUUUCUUUCAUUUUUGUUUAUUCAUUUUUUAUUAUAAUAAGUGCUUUAGUAGCACAACUCGUGGCACUUUUUUCACGACGUCAGUUUGAAUUUUUUAAAAUAUUUUUAAACAGAAAAUUUAAGUGUUGAAAAAUCCGUUGUGCAUUACCCCAUGCUGGUGAAUCUCCUAAAGCGUACUAUUGAGCUCAAGACCAUUUUUUGUCGUUCAAUCUUUAAAUUGAACAUUAUGAAUACUGAGUGUAAACUGGCGUGUAAUUGUAAUGGCUUUAUUCCGCUCAAGAACAAAAUCAUUAUUAAGUACAUUAACACAAGCGUAUCUAUAUUCUUUGCUUACAGAGUGGCCCGAUUGAUUCAUUAUUAAAAAUAGCCCUUGCAGAAGCCUGCACUAAAUACUUCUGUGAAAACGGCCAAUGUAAAAGGUAAUACAUCGAAAUUUAAAGUUGCUUAAAUGAGGUUAAAUGAGGUUAUCGUUAUUUGUCAGAACAGUCGACAAAGUUUCUUGCUUUAUUGAUUUAGAAUUGUUAUAAAUUAUUUGAACCCAGGAAUCAUUUCUUAAGUACCUUGGAUAUGAUCGUCUGGAUUAAUGUGAUCCUGAAUAUUUUAUUUAUUCAUUUAUUUGUUUUUUUAUGUACAAUAAUGACAUCAAAGUACAAGAAUAUAGAACAACACACUAAAAGAUAACGAAGAAAAGUAACAAAUAAAUGGAAAAUAUUUACAUCACAACACUUAUACUAAUUUUUACAAAAAAAUGAUUCCAAUUUAUAUAAAUACAUCAUUAGCCUAAUUACACGUGAUAAGGCUAUAAGAGUUAAACUUUCUAUUUUCCGUUGUAUUUUUAAAUUAUUUGUAAAUUGCGUACAGGUAAUGAGCAUCUUAUUAAUUUUCAAACUAUAUACAUACUUUUUAAUGAACAGGAGGAGUAGAUCUAGUCGGCGUCUGAGAUUAUCAUUGACAGGACCAGGGAUACUUUUCUGCAACAGAAUUUGCUCUGGGGAAAGAUUUAUGGAAGUAUUAUGGGACACAUUAAACCAUGAUAAGAUUUUAUGAUAAAACUUAACAUUUGUAGGACAUAUAGUAAGAAGGUAAAUUCCAGUGAAUCAGGAUUCUUACCCUGAGCACAAAGGUCAUCAUUUCUGAUUUUGAAUUUCUUGAGUUAUUUGUUGAUUGCUGUCUUUCGUCGAUUUAUAAACAGUACUGAUUGUCUGUUCCCAGGAUAGAGGCUAGACCAGCGUUUAACAGCAGUAGGCUCUGUUGUUUUACAUUCCUGAAAAAAGUUGUAAUAAUCUUUACCUCUCAAUUUACUAAAGGAGAGCCGGUCUAUUGUCUAUUAUUUGAAAUAUUCAUGUUGAUUACUCGUUUCUUUUGAUGGAAUUAGAAGUCCUUGAAAGAGUCUUUCACUGAAACACAUGCCACAGAAACGAAUACAGCGAGGCAAUUACCGUAAAAUUCCGAAAAUAAGCCCCUCCAUGUAUAAGCCCCUCCAAAUAUAAGCCCCCAAUAUCGUAACGCAAAAACCCUCCGUUAAAUCGCCCCUGCGAAUAUAAGCCCCCCCCGGAGGGGGUUGUACUUGGAAUUUGCUUGAAAGAGUCUUUCAUUAAAACACAUGCCUCAGAAACGAAUACAGCGAGGCAAUUACCGUAAAAUUCCGAUAUUAAACCCCUCCAUGUAUAAGCCCCUCCAAAUAUAAGUCUCCUAAAAUCGUAACGCAAAAACCCUCCGUUAAGUCGCCCCUCCGAAUAUAAGCCCCCCGGGGGGCUUAUAUUUGGAAUUUGCCCUCGAAUACAAAGUAAAACAAAGCAAAAACCGUAAAUUUCCUUGCUACUACAAGCUAGCCCAAUCGACUUUGAAACGCAAAUUUCCCUCCGUACAUAAGCCCCUCCGAAUAUAGGCCCCCCCCAAAAUACGCCCCUCAAAAAGGGCCUUUGAAAAAUAUAAGCCCCGGGGCUUAUUUUCGGAAUUUUACGGCAUAUUACAUCUAUAGCUACUAACUUUGCAUUGAAAAGAGAACAGUCAAGAAUUAAGGUAAAGUAAUGAAAUUUCGGCUCGGAAAAAUCGGCUGUCUCGCGUGUAUCCUGUAAGAACUCUUUUAAAUAUGACCAUGCGUUCCAGAUUCGAAUUUGAAUUUGGAAGUGUUGGUUUUUGAGGAGAGGGGAAAACUGGAGUACCCGGAGAAAAACCUCUCGGAGCAGGGGAGAGAACCAACGACAAACUUAAGCCAAAUGUGGCGUCGAUACGGGUGUUUGAAACCAGGGCACAUUGGUGUGGGAGACCGAGUGUUCUGACCACUGCACCACCCCUAAUUGUUUCCCUUGCGCAGAGGGCGCUUUUAUAUGUACGAGAUGGGUGUAAAAUGUGUCAAAAGGGAUCCUUUAAUCUUUAAACAGUUGCCUAUUGAUCCGACCUUCCAGUUAUUCAUUUGUAUCUUAAGGUUGUUGGCUAGAAAAUACCGAGAAAAACAGCAAGUAAUAACCUAGAUUUUAAGACUCCUCGUUACUAAAACCUUUUUAGUCUAAAAUUUGAAAAAUCUCCUUUUUGGCUAAAUUAUCAGUUCCUUUUUACAUUAAUAUGUGCGCCACAUUUGGGAUCAGUACUUCUAAUUUUCUUAUUUUAGUCAUUUUGCUUUAAAGCUUCUUUUGUAUGCAUAUUUUGUAAAAUGAAUAGACUGAAUGGCACUACAUUCAAUUGGCUACAAAUGAUGUAUUUAAGGGUCUGAAUAGCUGUAAUUUCUGCUAAUCACCAUUACAUAAGAAUCUGAUCAUGUAGAUUCUUACUUCUGUAAAAACGGCGAAUGUAAAAGGUAAUACAUUGAGCUUUAAGGGUGCUUAAAAUAAGGUUAUCAUUAUUUGUCAGAACAGUUGAGGACACUUAUGUUUCUUACUUCAUUUAUUCUAGGAAUGUUAUAAAUCAUUUCAACCCGGAGAUCAUUUCAUAAGUAGCUUGGAUACGACUGUUUAUUUGGAUUAGUGCGGUCCUAAUUAUAGUUUUUGGUUGAGUGGAAAUACAGUGAAAACCCGCACUAAGAAUCUAGGACUUUCCCAAGUUAACCUGACCAGAUUCUUGUGUGAUGGUGAUUAGCAGAGAUUCAGUGAGGCUAUAUAGACCCUAAAAUACAUCAUUUGCAGCUAAUAGAAUUUUGUAGCAUGCAGCCUUAUAUUCCUUUUAAAAAAUCUGCAUACAAAAGACGUUUCAAUGCAAAAUGUCUAAAAUAAGAAAAAUAACAGAUCACAAGUGUGGCGUACAUAAUUAUUUUGUAAAAAGGAAAUAAUUUAGCAAAAAAGGAGCCAUUUCAAAGUUAGGCUUAAAAUGUUUUAGUAACGAGGGACAUUAAAAUCUAGCUUAUUACUCGUUGGCUUUUACGGUAUGUUCAACCAAUAACUUUAAGAUAGUGGAUCAAUAACUGAAAGGUCGUAUCAAUAGGCAACUUUUAAAGAGAAAGGGAUCUCUUUUAACACAUUUUACACCCAUCUCGUAAAUAUACAGGGUAUAAUUAAAACGCACUCUGCGCAAGGGGAGCAAGGGUGGUAUAGUGGUCAGAUCACUCCCAGCAAUGUGGCCCGGAUUCAAGCUCUGGCAUCGACGCCACAUGUGGGUUGAGUUUGUCGUUUGUUCUCUCUCUUGUUCUAAGAGCAGUAGCUUUCUCUCCGGGUAAUCUGGGUUUUCCCUCCCCACUUCCAAAUUCCAAUUCGAUCAGGAACUCACAGACAUAUUGAAACGAAAGCAAAAUUCUUCGUGUGUAACUAAAUUGCGAGAAAUUGAAAUGCUUCUGAAGGUGAUGAUGAUGAUGAAGAUGAUAAGCACUUUCAGCAUAUACAAGAGACAGCCAAUUUUUCCGAGCUGAAAUCUCAUUAAUGUACCUUAAUUCUUGAAUGUUCUCUUUUCAAUAUGAAGUUCGUAGAUGUAAUAUACUUGACUCGCCUUUUUCGUUUCUGUAGCGUGUGUUAUAAUGGAAGACAUUUUUAACGACUUCUAUGUCUUUCUAAAGAAAGAAAUAAUCAACAUGAAUAUUUUAAAACAGUUCCUUUUUAUCUUUCUUUCAGGAGAGUAAAGCGUUCCGAAUCACCAAAGUACUUUACGCCCAAUGACAUUCACAUACUGGGAUUCUCUCCUGGGGCACAAAACAGUUGGAAAAUUGAAUUUGCUGUGCUUUUUCCCUCCGUGGACGGACAAACCCCUGAGAUUGCGGAACCUGGUAAACUUGUUGAAAUGGUCAGUGAAUCAAAAGAGAGUAUUGGUAAAGCUCUCGGCGCUACCAUCCAGAGGGUUACAGUGGUGCCGGAAGCACAGUUGGCAACUGAAAAACCAACCGACGGUAAUAAAAUCAAGAAAAAUUUUCAGUAAUAGUUAUUUUAUACCGUAAAUGCUCGUAUUAUUAGCCGACCUCAAAUAAACGUCCCCCCUUCAAUCCGGCGCCCCCUUUUAAGCUCUCCGACCCCACAAACACACCACCCCUCCUUACUGUGUAUAACAAGACGCACGAGUGCGUGAACCCGACCUUCUUUUAGUUCAUAAAAUGAUAGAGCGCCGGGGGAAAAUGUGCACUAUGUAAUAAUGCACUACAACCCAUAUGACUUUGAUGAUGAAUUGAUGAUGAAUAAAUGGAACAUACUACCGGCUAGCAAAUCAGACUGGAAAGUCUCGAACGUUCCAAAGGGGUGUACUUGACAAUGACUGCAUAAUGCUUAAAAACAGUUCAUACGUUUUACAAAACUGCUUCUUCCUUGCACCUUGGUACACGCCAAAACCCAGGCCAUUUUAUAACCCGUCUCUUCAUGAAAGGAAGGCAGGGUAAUUAAUGCAAAAUGCGGAAAGUGAUUUUCAGUGAAUUUACGUAAAACAUUUAGUGCCUAAAGAAUGAUCCAUUAAAGGACAUUACACUGCCGUACACGUGAAAGACGCGAAAGCGAAAGAAACUUGCCGGCAAGCUCAGAUGGAAGAGCGCCCGUCUGCUGAGCGGAAGGUCGCAAAUUCCUAACCCUGGCGGACCAUUAACCGAGAUCUGAAAAUAUCAUGCUAGCUGUGAUUAAAACCAAAUUUGGCACUGGACAAACGAAAUAGAUUUGCACAAAUUUGCUCAUUGCAAAUAUAUGGCAAAAAUGUGCAAACUGAGAACUAAUUUAUAAAUUAGGGGCAAAGAUGGUUGCCAAUGUUGUCUCCUAAUGACAACAACCGCGAGUAAACCCCAAGAAAAACGAUCGGGAAUACGGUACGGUGGUGCGAUUAGUUUCAGAGGCAAAAAUGUUACAACCGUAUCCGACCUUGUUAAUCACUUGUUUCUGUUUCUUGAGAAAAGUUUCCCGGAGAGCAUCAUGUAAAGCUCUUAGAUGCGACAAAGUUAUUAGCAUUCGCAGCAUCUGCAUCGUACAAUAUCGUAUUAUAUUCUCGUUUUAUUUGGCUAAACGGAUCAAUCACCCUGACCCAGGCUGAGACAGAGAGGUACGACAUUGCGCCCUUUUCCAAAGUGAUCACUAAGUCUCUAGCCUUAGGAACAGGCUCUUAGGAGUGAAAUAAAUUAGGUGAGAGCAAAAUUGCAGGUGAACUUUGACCUGGGCCAAUUUUUGUAUGAAAACGGGCUCUAUGUUGGUCUGCCGUCCAUGUGGCCCUACAUCCGGGAACUUGAAUAAGACGAGUGUACGAGAAAAGUCCAGUGGUGUUUAUCUGCCAAUAGGCCGAGUUUUUCCGAGGUAUUCGAUGAUAUUUCGCUUGUGUUAAACGUGAGAGGAUUAUGCGUGGUUGGGGAUAGUCUUAUCAGUGCCGUGAAAGUGUGUGAUUGUUUGAUUUCCAAAUGGUGUUGACAGGUAUGUGAUCGCGUGGUUGAACUGCGGUUUCGCCAAAGUAUUCUGUGCCAGCCACAAAAACGUUUCGUCAAUGUUUAGCUUACCUGAUUGUACCUUGGAAAAGUAACUCUCGACUCAGGAAAUUUGGAUCUAGGUCUAGUUUCAGCGGGCUCUAAAGGCAUUGAACCGUAGGCCGGUUUUUGCAGAUCAGAAGGUGAUAAUUUGUGUACUAUGUUUCAUCUAGUUUGUUGUCUAUUCCAUGCGAAAUCCUGUCGUUUAUUAGUCUGCUACACAGCCGUUUUUAGAGUCGUCACGCAAUGCUCCUCCCCACGUGGGGAGGAGCGUUGGGUGACGACACUAAAAACGGCUGUGUAGCAGACUAGUCGUUUAUCGGACCGCGAAAAAAGUAAUGUUUUGUCACCUAUUUCAGCCUUCUUAAGCCUUAAAGGAGCGGUGUCACGAAAUUCAGCCAAAUUAGGAAAUUAAAAAAUGCCCGUUAAAUUAAGAGAAACAUAAAAAUAACCGGUUAAAACUGUAUAGGAAGGUUAAAAUAACAUAACAGAAACAACAGAUGCCACCGAUGGGCAAAACUGAAGAAGAUUGAAACGGAUAGAAAUUAGGGUUUUUGAAAACUGUUCAGCCUAACAGUUUUUCACAGUUUAUCCCUGCUGCUUGCAACUUCAAAAAUAAUGCUCAGGAGACAUAUUUGUUUGUCUCGGAUCUCUGAUUUUGUCAUUUACAUGUAAUUUCUUUGCUUACUUUAAGUUCCAUAGCGAUUGAGGGCGAGUAAUUNCAGCCAAAUUAGGAAAUUAAAAAAUGCCCGUUAAAUUAAGAGAAACAUAAAAAUAACCGGUUAAAACUGUAUAGGAAGGUUAAAAUAACAUAACAGAAACAACAGAUGCCACCGAUGGGCAAAACUGAAGAAGAUUGAAACGGAUAGAAAUUAGGGUUUUUGAAAACUGUUCAGCCUAACAGUUUUUCACAGUUUAUCCCUGCUGCUUGCAACUUCAAAAAUAAUGCUCAGGAGACAUAUUUGUUUGUCUCGGAUCUCUGAUUUUGUCAUUUACAUGUAAUUUCUUUGCUUACUUUAAGUUCCAUAGCGAUUGAGGGCGAGUAAUUGGCAAAAUUAAACAAAAUGAACUAGACUGCCGUGACACAGCCCCUCUAACAAGGCACUUUUUCGCUGCAGUUCACUCAACUUAACAAUUUCUAGACUAAAAUGACACCGGUUUGAAACUUCACGAAGUCAGAUUACUGAAUAAAUGUUCUAAAAUUUGCCUCAUUUUAAAUUUGGACUCGUUGGAAUGCUUCUUGGGACCAUUAACGUACUGCCCGGCGUCAGAUAAGGGCUUUUAAUUGGCCUUUGAAUGAAUUUUAUUGUUUUAAAUUGCCAAGUAGUAGAAUGAGUUAAGUUGGUAUUUUUGCUAACCCGGUUUUCAAAAAUCCAGGUAUAAUUACAUUUACCAUUUCCUUCCAGAAAUUUUACCAUAACUAAAACUGCAACUCUAAGGAACGCCAAGGAAAGACAAACCGACGAAUCGGAUAGACUACCAGACUGAAUCGGAAAUUGAAUAGACAGGACUGACUGACGAACUGACUGACUACUGACUAACUCAAUAAGAGACUGACUGAAGGACUAACUGACAGACUGACUAACUGAUUGACUGACUAAUUAACUGAAUAAGCGACUGACUGACUGACUAAUUUCUUGAUUGACUGAAUAAUUGACUGAUUUAAUAAAAAGGGAAAUUGAUGAGGCAUAUUGAAAUAAAUGGACUUAAACUCAUUUCAUGCAUUUAAACCUUCAGGAUUCAAUCUCCAUUAUUAUUUGUGCUGUUGUUGAAAAUAAAAUGUUAUUUUAUCUAGAACCAAUUAUGCCGAAGAAACAAAAAUCAGUCGGAGAAUCGUCGUCUAUAGUUCCCAUUGGCGCUGGAGUUGGUGUCGCUGUAGUUGUGGUUGUGAUAUUGCUGGCAUUUGUUAUCUAUCGAAUGAAGAGGUACACCCUAAAUAGAAAAUAGGAAUUGAAAUGGCUAUUUUUAAUCUAAGAUAUCGAUUCUUAGUAAAAUCCAACUAGUGGUCUUUUAUCAAUGCUUCGUUCUGAUUGGUUGAGCUACUACUAGGCUAUAUCUUAUAGCCCACUAGUAGCGAAAAGCGCCGACUUUGAAAACCAAAACAAUGGCGGCUGAAUCACGUUUUGGUAGCUUAAGUUGUUUUGUCUCAAUAUUUUUGAGUAACUAGUUGGAUUUUACUAAAACAAUUAUUCCUAUUCUCGCCUUCAUGGCCUCUGAGUCAAUAGCCCAUUCGGCCUUCGGGCUCAUGGGCUAUUGACGCAGAGCCCGUUCGAGCUCGAGGAAUAAAUGUUAGUUAUACAAAUUCCAUAGACGAUGCCUUUCCCUUAAAUCUUUAAGGUGACUCGACUGGAUUUUUUGGGGUUGAUACCUCCCAAGUUUGAGCAUUAACUACGUCGGCAUGAGUAAAGACAUGGAAUAAAAGGUUACCACAACUGUAUUAUAUAAAGAUGAAAAUUUCUUAUGAUCUGGGUUUUAUUGCAAUCGGAGAUGCCAUCGCAACGUAAUGACGCCAUUACGUUUUUCAUUUAUCUUUGUGUUUCUCUGUACCAGGAGUUUUUUGAAGAAAUCGCUUAAGGGAGUAUGUAGCUGCCAUAAUUGCCUCCAAUAUGGCAAAGUUUGAAGAAAUUCUAUGAGAGCGUUUUCGAAAUAUUUUGAAAAGCAGUUUUAAGAAUCAUCAAAGCAGUGAAAUAGCAUGCUAGCCGCACAAUUCGCUAAUAUUUGAAGAAAAUGAUAAGCUUUGGGAACGCAGCUUCAUCUCAUAGUGGUUUGAUUCCAUUGAAAACUGCAUACAAAAAAAGAGGGGAAUUGCUCUGGGUGAUCGCGAGUAAGAAGGAUUUUAUUAACUUGCAUUCAGCUACUUUUGAUACAGUUUUUGGAGGUAAUUUGGUCCAUGCCUAAAAAUUUCGCAUUUUUCCAAAAACCGCUCGAUAAUUUUUUUCAUAAAUUCGGCAAUCUCGAGAUCAAUCGUCAAGAAAUGUUUCCUGCAAGUUUUAAGAACAUUGAAAACGGGGAAGGCUUUUAAAUAGGGCCUCUAAUAUAGCCAACUUCCCCCCCAGAUUUUGUGUUUACAAGCCGGCGUCCUCACUAUUCACUGGCAUUGUUUUCAGGUAUCCCCCUAAGAAAAUCCAGUCGAGCCACCUUAAUUCAUUUCAAUUCAAGUGCUUUUUUCUGAAUUCAGUGAAUGAGACGAUAAGUACCAUCUAUGUAAGAGGAACUACCGAAGAAAAGGAAGAAGAGACUUCAUUGCCGUUUUCCAUCACAGAUACAGAUAUAACGUGCAAAAGAAAUGACGCGAUACAGUGGCGGAUCCAGGGGAGGGGGCCGGGCUCCCCCCUUAAUUUUGGACCAAACUGAGGCCUGAAGGGCUGAAAAAAAAAAAUUAAGACCCCCUCCCCCCCAUCCCUUAUCUCAGGGUCUGGAUGACCGGGCUCCCCCUUUAUCUGAAGGUCUGGAUCCGCCGCUGCUGAUAUACAUGUAAAUGAAAUUAUGCUUGGUGGGGGCCGCUUGGUGGUGGGGAAGCCUGGACUAGAGACCGGAGCUUAGAUAGUCCUCUCCGCGAUUGCCUAUGAAUUAACAUAAAUUAAUACCAUACAUGUCAUACAUGGCGAGGAAAGAAAUGAGACGACUUUUUGAACUAAAAUGCCACGAAACCGAAAAAUAAUCGCAAUUUGUUACAAGUUUAACUCAUACUGAACUUAAGUGAAACAGGAAAGACGAGAACACUAUUUGUGCUAUUUGCAAUAUCUCAUAGANAUUUUUUUUUAUUUUAAAGACCCUUAGUAAAUAAACUUUCAAAGUUAUCCUUCUGUUAACCCCAGCCAGACAGGGGGGGCUUUUUACUUCCCCCCCCCCCCCGCCCGCCUUAAGUUGAGACCAAAUUUCUAUCACGAUUACCUCAAUCUACACAGUUUUGAAGUAAAAUAGAAUACAUCUAAUUAAUUCAAAAUGGCAAAUCUAAGAUGGCAGAUUGUUCCAGUUCCUUCCCCAAUAAUAAAUGGCGCGAUAAUGCCAAAAAAAAUUAUAAAUGUGUUAGCCAACUUUAUGUACACCUUCCUAUUUAUCGCUUUAUGGCUACUUUAUAUGGGGAAAAAUUGAUAAAAUUCGGGUUCUAAUAAAUUCAAUAAUAUGACGUCAUGAUGACGUCAAAUAACGUCAUUGUGUCAUCAGGUUAUACCUAGGUGUUGAAAAUAAUAAGUACCGGUACAUUAUUCUGAGUAAUUUUGGUGACCGUAUCAUGGGCAGUUUUAAAGUUGUAGGGGGGCCUCCGAAGCUCCCCCGGUCGCAGGAAGCAGAAAAAAAGAGCACGGUCUGAAUAGGGUGAGCGCAAGCAUAAGUUUAAGUUCUUUAAAAUGCUUUUACAUUUUGCUUGGUUUUAUAUCUUCCCUACUGAUAGUCUUUUGAGUCAGACUAAUUCAAAACAUCUUAGAUAUGAAAGGAUGCAUGAUCGCCGCCCCUUCCGACCUUAUUUUGCCCAUAACACAUAGGGGAUUAGCUUAACCUUUAUAUUUCUUCAUAGCAGGACGAAAUUUAAUAAAUUAAAGCCCAAUUGGCAUGAACAAUACUAUACUUUCUUUGCCUCACUUACGUAAGUUACAAUAGAAUUGUGAUAAAAGAUUUUUUCCCUGUCAGCAACACAGACAGGAAACUCGGAAAAAAAAUCCCGAGUUCCACCAACAGGAACAAACCUAUGACCUUCUCGUUACUAGCCCGAAGCUGAGGCCAGUCUUCGUGCGUUUUCCAUUUUUUGGAGGGAGGAUAUAUAAUAUCACUUUUUGGGUUUCUCUUAGACAUUCAAGAGUUGUGACAAUGAGAUUUUUCGUGUUAUCUUGCAGGAAUGGAAGAGCAGACAACAGAGUAGCAGCCAGCAAUAAUAUACCGUUGGAAAAUGACUGGACAUACAACGCAGCAAUAUACUCGGAAGUUUCUUUUGACAAUCCAGGCUUUAAUGAAAAUUCUGUAAACGAUUCUCUCUCUCUUUCCGAGGGGAGUGCGAACGAUGGUGCGAUGCGGGAACUCGGCUUCACCGACUUACCAAACGAAAUGAAACUAGGGGAGGGAAGACAUGCCAGUUAUCGACCACUUGAAGUAAAUGCCAGAAGUAAUCCAAUGUUUGGAAUUCCCGACAGCGGAGAUAGCAGAACCGAUGAAUCUGGAGAACGAUAUUGUGUUCUGACUGGAAGUGAAGAGAAAGAAGCAUGUGCAAGCUUACGCAACCAAGGAACCAACCAUUUACAAGAUAAGGAUGAGUAUUUGAAACUAGCAGAACCUCAAUUCAAGGAUUCUCGUAAUUCUCCCAUCUAUGUAGAUAGGGAAUCGCAUGCUUAA